AGAGGGUGUCCGGGGAGCCGGGUCGGGCCGGUGGGUUGCAGCGGUCCCGAAGGUCCACGCCGGGAGCGGAGCCUGCACCCUCCGCCACCCGCCCUUCGGGGAAUAUCAGAACCGAGCCAAGAGGCAGGUGCACCGGGCAGAUGGGUCUGAGCCCUGUGUGACAGGAGAGAAACUGAGUCACCAGCUCGGGAGCCGCAGGGUCCGCGGGCCUGAGGGCGCCGGGGCCGCCGGUGGCGCGGACGGCGGGGUGGGCCUGGAGCGGAGGGGCCUGUGCCUGGAGAUCGGCUUCUCUUCUGUGUCCGCACCUCUUGGCUCGGGCCCCUGUGCUCCAUGACUCUGGCGUCUCCUGGCUCCUUGGCGUCGGUUUGGGAUGGUCCCUGUGCUCGGAGCAUCUGAGCGUGUAGGGCCUAGUCCGAGGAGGACGGGGAGGGGGUGCUGACCGCGGGUCUGAAUAGGAGUCUGAGGUUUCGGGGAGACCUUCCUAAGCUGCCUUCCCCGCAGUCCUGGUGCCAUUGUCCGCUAUAAUAUGGGGGAGGAGCACUAAAUUCCGUGUCCAGCUCUGCCAUUUGCUAGGUGUGAGGCCUCGGGAAAUCUCUUCCUUCUCUAAUUCUCUUUUAGAAGGUUGGAACCCAUAAAGAUAGCAGUAAUGGUAGUCGUUCGUUUUGCGCUUACUUUGUGCCAAGCACUGGUGUAUUCUACUUAAUUCUCCCGAUAGAUACAGAGCUGAGGCUCAGAGAGGACACAUCAUUUGUUCAAGCUUACACAGCCAAUAGGCGUCUGACUCCAUAGCCCAUGGCCUUAGCCAGCAGACUCGCCAGCCUUUAGGGCGCACUCCCCAGUGAGAGCAGGGGGAGGGGAAACGUCCGGGGCCCCCCACUCCCCGUUUUAUUUCGUUGGUGGCCAGCAAAGACUUGCCCUGACCCAGCCUCGUAGCCUUUGCUCACCCGGUGCUGCUGCCUCCGAGCUCCGGACGGAAGGGGCGGCACAGAAGUGGGCUGUGACCAUGCCAGGCCUUCUCCACACAGGGCUUGGGUGCUAGGCCCGGGGGUCAGCUUUCAAGACCAUUGCUGUUCCAACCCAUCCUCCAUCCGUCCUCCAUGAGCAUCCUCCCUGAGAGCGGGCUCUCGGGCGACGCGAGGCAGGGGCUGGGCGCUCUGUAGGCCCAGCUCCUCUGAGCACGGGGCAGGGGGCGGCCAUGCCUGAGGCUGGCCCAGCGAGCCCCUGAAGCUCUGGAGCCUCAGUCUCCUCACCUGUCAUAGAGGUGAUUAGAAUCUCCCACAGGGAAGCUGCUGCCGCUCACCCCGUGUCUUCUGGCCGCUUCCCUCUUUGCAGCCCCUCCCCGCAGGCUCCCCCUCGCCACCUCCUGGGGACCGUCAUGAAUGGUGCCCCUUCCCUGGAGGACGGGGCCUUCCCCUCUCCUCCUCCCUUGCCACCGCCCCCUCCCCCUAGCUGGCGGGAGUUCUGUGAGUCCCAUGCCCGGGCCGCUGCCCUGGAUUUUGCCCGCCGUUUCCGCCUGUACCUGGCCUCCCACCCCCAGUAUGCAGGCCCCGGGGCCGAGGCCGCCUUCUCCCGCCGUUUUGCUGAGCUCUUCCUGCAGCAUUUUGAAGCCGAGGUGGCCCGGGCCUCCGGUUCUCUCUCGCCACCCGUCCCGGCUCCUCUGAGUCCCGGUGUGGAGAGCCCGCCACACGACCUGUCCCUUGAGAGCUGCAGGGCGGGCGGGCCUCUGGCUGCGCUGGGCCCUUCUCGAUCGUCCGAGGACCUGGCCGGCCCCCUCCCUUCCUCGGUCUCUUCCUCUUCUACGUCCUCCUCCUCGUCGAAGCCGAAGCUGAAGAAACGCUUCUCCCUCCGUUCAGUGGGCCGCUCCGUGCGAGGCUCAGUCCGGGGCAUCCUGCAGUGGCGGGGCGCCGCGGACCCCCCCUCCCCCGCGGGGCCCCCGGACGCCGCCUCGGGGCCCCCAGUGCUAGGGGGCAACAGCAACUCCAACUCCUCCGGUGGGGCUGGGGCCGUGGGCAGGGGACUGGCUAGUGACGGGACGUCCCCCGGGGACAGGUGGACUCACCGUUUCGAGAGGCUGCGGCUCAGUCGGGGCGGAGGGGCCUUGAAGGAUGGAGCGGGGGUGGUGCAGAGGGAAGAGCUGCUGAGUUACAUGGGGGCUGAGGAGGCAGCCCCCGACCCGGCGGGCGUGGGCGUGGGCGUGGGCCGAGGCGGGGGGGCCGCGGGGCCCGCCCCCGGGGCAGGAGGGCAGCCGCCCUGGCAGAAGUGUCGCUUGCUGCUUCGAAGUGAAGGAGACGGAGGAGGAGGAAGCCGCCUGGAGUUCUUUGUGCCUCCCAAGGCGUCUCGGCCUCGGCUCAGCAUCCCCUGCUCUACCAUCACAGACGUGCGGGCAACCACCGCCCUGGAGAUGCCGGAUCGCGAGAACACGUUUGUGGUUAAGGUGGAAGGCUCCUCCGAGUACAUCCUGGAGACAGCGGACGCUCCACACGUGAAGGCCUGGGUGUCUGACAUCCAAGAAUGCCUGAGCCCGGGGCCUUGCCCUGCUACCAGUCCCCACCCCAUGACCCUCCCGCUGGCCCCUGCGACCUCGUUUCUGACGAGAGAGAACGCAGACAGCCUGGAGCCGCCCUGCCUGCACCACUCGGAGAGUCUGCCCAGCCAGGACCUGCUGCUGGGCCCCAGCGAGAGCAACGACCGCCUGUCACAGGGGGCAUAUGGGGGCCUUUCAGACCGCCCUUCAGCGUCCAUCUCCCCCAGCUCCGCCUCCAUUGCUGCCUCCCAUUUUGACUCCAUGGAACUGCUUCCCCCAGAGUUGCCACCCCGCAUCCCCAUUGAAGAGGAACCCCCGGCGGGAACAAGUCAUCCCCUCCCCACCCCCUACCCGUCCCUGGACACUCCAGAAACAGCCACAGGGUCAUUCCUGUUCCAGGGGGAGUCGGAGGGAGGUGAGGGGGAGCAGCCCCUCUCAGGGUAUCCUUGGUUCCACGGGAUGCUCUCUCGACUCAAGGCUGCCCAGUUAGUACUGGCCGGAGGCACCGACUCCCAUGGUGUUUUCCUGGUACGUCAGAGUGAGACGAGGCGGGGCGAAUACGUCCUCACUUUCAACUUCCAGGGCAAGGCCAAGCACCUGCGCCUGUCGCUGAAUGAGGAGGGUCAGUGCCGGGUCCAGCACCUGUGGUUCCAGUCCAUUUUUGAUAUGCUCAAGCAUUUCCGGGUGCACCCCAUCCCUCUGGAGUCUGGAGGCCCCAGCGACGUUGUCCUUGGCAGCUAUGUUGUGUCCUCCCAGCGGCAGCAGGAACCGAACACGGCCCACGGCCCACCCCCACCCCCUGAGCCCCCCUCGUGGACAGAUCCCCCACAUCCUGGGGCAGAAGAGGCGUCGGGGAUGUCAGAAGUGGCAGCAGCAACAGCCACAGCAGCCAAAGAGAGGCAAGAGAAAGAGAAAGUGGGCAGUGGAGGGAUCCAGGAAGAUCUGGUCCCCGCGGUUGAGCUGGUCCCCGUGGUUGAAUUGGAAGCGGCCAUGACACCAGACAUGGAGGUCCAGGGAGGCCCUGGAUCUGGUGGGGUCCCUGAAGCAACGCCGAUGGUGCAGCUCCAGCAGUUACCACUAGGGGGCGAUGGAGAAGAGGGGGGCCACCCCAGAGCCAUUAAUAACCAGUACUCCUAUGUGUGACACCCUACCCCCACCCUUUCUCCGCUUUCUGGUCCUCAGCCCUCAGUUCCUGAGACGGGCUGAGCAGG
Pipistrellus kuhlii (Kuhl's pipistrelle) is the source of this 3735-nucleotide messenger RNA. RefSeq names its product SH2B adaptor protein 1 (gene SH2B1). Gene Ontology annotation, biological process: intracellular signal transduction. Bases 1376 to 3667 code for a protein of 763 amino acids. Gene Ontology annotation, cellular component: plasma membrane. The transcript has 9 exons. The record is from RefSeq and is a predicted model, not a curated record. Gene Ontology annotation, molecular function: transmembrane receptor protein tyrosine kinase adaptor activity. NCBI's taxonomy places the organism in Eukaryota, Metazoa, Chordata, Mammalia, Chiroptera, Vespertilionidae.